Molecule: messenger RNA, 226 nt
Organism: Acaulospora morrowiae
Lineage: Eukaryota; Fungi; Glomeromycota; Glomeromycetes; Diversisporales; Acaulosporaceae
Source: the annotation of a GenBank genome assembly
UUCCCAGAUAAUUGAAUUACCCAAGCAGUACUUAUUUGUAAAAAAUAUCAAGUCCCGGUUUGUCCACCAAGCUGCGAAUUUACUGAUUCCAAAGGUGAACAAUCCUAGGGACUUUUUUUCUCUUUCAAAGUCUAUCACUCAAAUUGCAAGCUUACCUGGCAUAAGUUUAAUAUACACUUGGACCCUAUUUCACGAAAUCCUAUUUCAUCUUGGUUUUCUCAAAUAA